AUGUUGAUGUUCUGGAGGAAGGCUGUUCUAGGUCAGGAACGUGUUGUUGAUGGUGGUGGUGGUUGGCUUUCACAAGGCAGAAAGAAGCCUAGGGACAGUCCUCUGUACGAGAGAUGGUACGAACUACGAGUUAGUGAAGCAGCAGCUAGAGGUUCGCCCCUCGGGAACUUUGAAGCGGCCUUUCUGUGGUCUGGUCCUUCCCAGUUUGGCGACAAGAUACCAACUUCUAGCGUAUCACCGGGCCUUAUUGCCAGGAAAGAUAUGGUAGCGUCUUGA
This is a messenger RNA of Glarea lozoyensis ATCC 20868, 276 nucleotides long. RefSeq lists its product as uncharacterized. The transcript has a single exon. Bases 1 to 276 code for a protein of 91 amino acids. The record is from RefSeq and is a predicted model, not a curated record. NCBI's taxonomy places the organism in Eukaryota, Fungi, Ascomycota, Leotiomycetes, Helotiales, Helotiaceae.